CGUCUGGCGUAUAAAAUUAUAAUCCUGGUACUUUUGAUAACUAUUCAUAUAUGUCUUUGGCUUUCAAAUAGCUCAGAUGAGCGUUCAUGAUGAAGGUUGAUACACAUGCUUUGGACGCAACAAAUCCAUCAAAUAUAAUAGUUUUAAUAUGUAUUUGUCUACAUUUUUGGAAUCUCAUUGAUUAAUGUUUAUUCAAUUUUCGACCAUACGCAAAAGAGGUUGAAUACUAGUAGGCCAUACUGGCCUAUAUUGAAAUACAACACUGAUUAAAUAUAUUGGUGUGCGACAAGUUAUGAUCACUCCAUGAUAACAGAAGGUCACUGUUUUUAUGUAAGAUUAUGGUAACUGUCCAAUGAAAAUCAAUUAUGGAUAAUACUCAAAUUAAAAUGGUAAAAGUUGUAGCAUAAGAGAUUUUGUAACUUCAUUUGUUAUUUUCGAAUUCUGUAUAUAAAAUGACGCUUAUUGCGGAAAGUUUAUUCGCUUGUUCCUUUUCUUUGAUUAUUGCAACAACGGUUUUCACCAAUGGAAUAAUCUCUGGACAGAAGAUAGACCCAGAUGCAUAUAGAAACGUGUCACAGCUGAUAACAAGCAAAGGAUAUCCUUUCGAGGAACAUUUAGUGGAGACAGAAGAUGGAUACAUUCUUAGUUUACACAGGAUACCUCCAAAACAUAAACAAGGAAAUAACCAAAGUAGGCCUGUAAUUUUGCUCCAGCAUGGACUGUUGUCGUGUUCGGCCUGCUGGGUGGAAAAUCUAGCCAACCAGAGUCUCGGUUUCAUAUUAGCUGACAGAGGCAUGGAUGUCUGGAUGGGAAACAGUAGGGGAAACACAUACUCAAAACGACAUAAAACAUUGAAACCUACAGAUGAAAAAUUCUGGGACUUUACAUGGGACGAAAUGGCUAAGUUCGAUCUUCCUGCCACAGUAGAUUACAUAGUGAAAACAACCAAUAGCAGUCAGAUAUAUUAUGCUGGCCAUUCUCAAGGGACGGAGAUAAUAUUUGCUGAAUUAGGACGAAAUCAAUCACUAGCUGGUCAAAUAAAACAUUUCUUUGCUCUAGCACCGGUAGCUACAAUGGGAAACGCUACUGGACCUUUCAAGACAGUGGCUCCUUAUGCCCAAUAUAUAGAUACAAUUUUCCAGCUAUUUGGCAAAGGUGAAUUUCUGCCAUCCUCUGACUUCAUUAGCUCGAAUGCGCGCGAGUUCUGUGGCAAUGAUUAUGGCAGUAUUGUUUGUGAAAACUUAAUUUUCUUACUUGCUGGAUAUGACUCAACAGAAAUUAAUCGGACAAGAAUUCCCGUCUACGUAGAGGAACACCCUGCUGGAACAUCAGUUAAAAAUUUUCUACAUUAUGCUCAGGCUGUUUUGAGUGGCAAAUUUCAGAUGUUUGAUUACGGUUCACCAGCAGCUAACAUUGGACAUUAUAAUCAGACAACACCUCCGUUGUAUGAUGCUAGUUUAAUGAAGAACAACGUCUCGCUGUAUUCUGGUGGAAAUGAUAUAAUCGCUGAUCCCACCGACGUCAAGCUAUUACUACAACAGCUCCCUAAUAUAUAUCGCCAUAUCAACAUUACCACGUAUGAACAUUUAGAUUUCAUUUGGGCAACUGGAGCCAAAAGACAAUGCUAUGAUGACAUUGUUUUAACAAUUUUAUCUCGGGAAAACCAUUAACCUAUUCUGGUCAUGCUGUUAUAAGAACCGCUAUAGGAUAAGUACAAGCAAGAGCUCGGUCAUUCUGAAUAGCACAGGCACUGACUCGUCUUUGAAAAAACCAACACAUCUAUAUACCUUAAUAAAG
Messenger RNA from Mytilus trossulus (common blue mussel), 1797 nucleotides. RefSeq names its product gastric triacylglycerol lipase-like. Gene Ontology annotation, biological process: lipid metabolic process. Lineage: Eukaryota; Metazoa; Mollusca; Bivalvia; Mytilida; Mytilidae. Gene Ontology annotation, molecular function: hydrolase activity, acting on ester bonds. The record is from RefSeq and is a predicted model, not a curated record.